Messenger RNA from Striga asiatica, 1827 nucleotides. The record is from the annotation of a GenBank genome assembly. NCBI's taxonomy places the organism in Eukaryota, Viridiplantae, Streptophyta, Magnoliopsida, Lamiales, Orobanchaceae.
GAUUUUUAAUAUCUUACACGUCUGCCCCCGAAGUUGUGAACCUGGACUUCUCCAUACACAUAAUACAUAGCUUCAUUUUAUAACGUUGACUUCUUCCACCUAUGACUACUCCCUACGACGUCGUAUUCGCAGCCCCCUGAAAAAUGCAUCGUUUUUCCAAAGGAUAAAUAUAAAGAAACACAAGGAGCUCCUGCACUGUAUACACUAUACAGCUGAGCGAGUUUGUGAGGUGGAUAGGGCCGCAAAUUAAUGGCGUCGCUAGUGAACAAGCCCUUCACUUCCAUGUGUACGGCCAACAAGUCGGAGCUCUUGUUUCCGGAAUUUCGCUCUGGCAGGCGCUGCCGUAUUCCAUCCGGGAGGACCGGUAAUAUUAUCAGAAUUGCUAGCAGGGGUGGCGUCGGUCGGAAAUUUCGCGGUAGUGACUGCGGGGUUGUGUGUAAAGCGGCGUCUCUUGAGACGGAGACGGAGAUUGAGGGUUUCAACAUCGCCGAGGAUGUUACUCAGCUUAUUGGGAAGACACCAAUGGUUUACCUGAAUAACAUCGUAAAAGGUUCUAUGGCAAAUAUUGCUGCGAAGCUUGAAAUCAUGGAGCCAUGUUGCAGUGUCAAGGAUAGGAUAGGAUACAGUAUGAUUGCUGAUGCUGAGCAAAAAGGGCUUAUAACUCCAGGAAAGUUUAAUCCUUCUGUACCUAUAAUGGCAUCACAUAAUCAUGUUCACAUCAAUCAUUAUCUUCCGCUGAGUAUACUGGUUGAACCUACAAGUGGAAAUACGGGAAUUGGCCUUGCAUUCAUUGCUGCUUCAAAAGGCUACAAGCUUAUCCUGACAAUGCCUGCAUCUAUGAGUCUUGAGAGAAGGGUUCUUCUAAAAGCAUUUGGAGCAGAACUAAUUUUAACUGAUGCUGCCAAAGGCAUGAAAGGAGCUGUUCAAAAAGCUGAAGAAAUACUAAACAGCACCCCAAAUUCGUACAUGCUUCAACAGUUUGAGAAUCCUGCGAAUCCCAAGGUUCACUAUGAAACCACUGGCCCAGAGAUUUGGGAAGAUACGAAAGGCAAGGUGGACAUACUUGUUGCGGGAAUUGGUACGGGUGGAACCAUUUCAGGUGUUGGUCGUUAUCUAAAAGAAUGCAAUCCUAACAUUAAGGUUAUUGGUGUGGAACCCACUGAAAGCAAUGUAUUGUCUGGUGGAAAACCUGGCCCUCACAAAAUUCAAGGGAUUGGAGCAGGUUUUAUCCCAAAGAAUCUAGACCAGGACGUGAUGGAUGAAGUUAUAGAGAUAUCAAGUGAUGAAGCUGUGGAAUUUGCUAAGCAGUUAGCUCUUCAAGAGGGCCUUCUGGUGGGUAUUUCUUCAGGAGCAGCUGCAGCUGCAGCUAUUCAGGUUGGAAAGAGACCUGAAAAUGCCGGAAAACUUAUAGCGGUUGUGUUUCCUAGCUUUGGGGAGAGAUACUUGUCGACAGUUCUUUUCCAGUCUAUACGGGAAGAAGUUGAGAAGAUGCAGCCUGAAGUGUGAAUACGAUAGUCCCUUUUGCCAAAGUUUUAUUUUUCCUGCAAAUAAAUGUUCGUCUAGUUGGAUCGGUAGUGACACAUUCAGUUUUGUGCAUUACUGAACAUUUGCGUUUUCUUCCGAUUACUCGGGAUGCCACAGAUAGGUGAAGAGUCAUUUGUGUCAUUUAAAUAUCUCCAAACAAGAGUAGGUUCAGUUCAAAUCAUUUGUGUGCUUAUAAGCUCAAGUGAUUAACCUAUAAAGUAACAAAUAUGGGUUUAUGCAUUUGGUUCUGUUAUCACUUAUUCGUCUCCAUCUUUUCUUCUUUUCUCUUCUUUUUUUUUUUUU